CGGUAUUAAAACCAUUCAAUUUACAGUUAUUCCUAAGUUGCUAUACCAUCCACUAAGAAGCACACCUCAGGUCCGAAGCUGCGCGAGGGGAUCGCAUUUCCAAGACCCGAAGCCGCUUCGCGCGACCGACACAGGAUAUUUAGCAGCAACACUUUCUAUUUUCAGAAACUUCAUGAUGUUCCGGAUCUGCUUGUAUUUCGGUGCGCUCAUUUAUGGCAUUAUGUCCCAAGAAGCCGCGGUACCGGUGUCGUACUCGUGCACAGACGGCUAUGAAUUUGAUUCCGAAAGCCAAAACUGUAAAGACGUUAAUGAGUGUGACACCCUCCCGGACGCCUGCAAGGGGGGCAUGAGGUGCAUCAACUACUACGGCGGGUACUUCUGCCUGCCCCCCAACGCCCAGAUCAUCUUCAGCACCGACCAAUCGGACUCGGCGCCCGCCGCGCCCACCCCGGCCCCCACCCGCGCCCCGGACCCGGAACCAGAGCCCGUUCAGCCGCAGACCCGCCUGGUCUGGCCCGGGUACCACGGGACCCGGCGCGGGACGGUCCGGUGUUCCGCGGGCUUCCUGCUGGACGAACAGAACCAGUGCAGAGACAUAAACGAGUGUGAGACCAGCAAUCCGUGUGAACACAUGUGCUUCAACAUCCUGGGCUCCUACAUCUGCCAGUGCAGACAGGGGUUUGAGCUGGCGGCCGACUCCAUCUCCUGCCAAGACAUUGACGAGUGCAGCUUCUCCAGCUAUAUGUGCCAGUACCAGUGUGUGAACCAGCCGGGCCAGUACACCUGCAUGUGCCCUGAGGGAUACCAGCUGCAGGGCACCAGCCUGUGCCAAGACAUAAACGAGUGUGAAACAGGACACAACUGCCUCGACGACCAGAUGUGCUGGAACUACCACGGGGGCUUCCGCUGCUAUCCCAGAAACCCCUGCCACGAGCCGUACGUGCGCACGGGAGAGAACCGGUGCACCUGCUCCACCCCCGCCCUGUGCCACGGAGUGGCGCCUUCCAUCGUGUACAAGUACAUGAGCAUCCCGUCCGACCGCUCGGUGCCCUCCGACAUCUUCCAGAUCCAGGCCACCAACAUCUACCCCAACACCCACAACUCCUUCCGCAUCAAGGCCGGCAACGAGGGCGGGGAGUUCUUCCUGAGGCGCUCCAGUAACGUCAGCGCCAUGCUGGUUCUGACCAAGCCACUGCAGGGCCCGCGGGAGCACGUGGUGGACCUGGAGAUGAUCACCCACAACACCAUGCUCAACUACCGCUCCAGCUCCCUGCUGCGGCUCACCCUGAUCGUGGGCCCCUACACCUUCUAACCCCCCAGGGACCCCCCCAGGGACCCUCCCAGAGAUCCCCCCCCCACGCACCCCACUUACACACCCCCCCCCCCCCAGGAACCCCACCCCAGGGACCCCGCUUAUCACCCCCCGCC
Molecule: messenger RNA, 1428 nt
Organism: Conger conger (European conger)
Lineage: Eukaryota; Metazoa; Chordata; Actinopteri; Anguilliformes; Congridae
Exons: 9
Coding region: 173-1312 (379 amino acids)
Molecular function (GO): calcium ion binding
Source: RefSeq, a predicted model, not a curated record